AUGUCUUCCUCACAAUCAAGCCAUGGCGCUGCGCUGUGCGACCACCCCAGUCACAGCCUUCCCAGCGUCGUGCAGAGAGAUGAUGACGGCAUAAGAAGGAUGCCCGGCCCUUCUUCCAGCUUUUCGACACCGACGCCUGCUUCCACUGCGGGCUCGUCGACCUCGCCCAUCGCGUCGGCUUCUUUCACGCACCCUGCCCCUCCAAGAGACUCACCUCCGUCGUCUUCAGUCGGAGCGUCAAUUCAUCGCGACUAUGCAAGUUAUAUAGACCUAUCCCAGACCGACAGUGAAAUACCCGCGACUGAGUUGGUCUCCAGACCGUCCGGAAGCAGCGCCCUCAAUCAGGAGACCACCUUUCCUCUACCCUCCGCUACUUCUUCCGCAUCCCCAUCCACCGCCUCCUUCCUACAGUUUCGAGCAUCAAAAUCCGUUUCCCGUCGUCGCAAGACUGCCGUAUCUAUAGACUCAAUUCCACGACAGACCAUCAUGAAAGCAUUGGCCUCGCGGCCCUCUAUAACCAACAACAACUCCAAUAUGCCGCUGGCGGCAGCAUCUUUGUCGGGAUUCGCCAACACUGUCAAUCUCGACGAGAAAGAUCGACGGAGCUUUAAUUCAUCGUCACCACAGAAGCUGUCGGCAGCUUUGUCCAACUUACAAUUGAGCUCGUACCUGGAACGAUCUCCGUCGACCGCCCAAUUAGUCCUGCAGUCUCCUUGUUUCUUCCAUCAACGAUUCGACGAUGCAGUCAAUAUAAAGAAAGUUCUGGAGGAGAUUGCGGAUGAUGACUGGCUAUCCCACUCGCGGUUGGUGCAGACAGCAACCGGGGUCAGGGAAGUUUCCAAGCAGCUCCAGCGGCGACCCGUCAAGCGUGCUGUGAGAAAUGUUAUGAUUGUCACCAAAGCCCGCGAUAAUAGUGUAGUUUACUUGACCCGUGACCUAGCGGAAUGGCUGAUGGCGACUCCGCGCUACGGGAGCGACCUGGGUGUCAGUGUCUACGUUGACGCUAAACUACAAAACUCCAAGCGGUUUGAUGCGGCCGGAUUACUGGAGAAGAACCCACGCUUUGAGCAUAUGCUGAAAUUCUGGACGCCGGAACUCUGCUGGACUUCCCCGGAGAAGUUUGAUCUCGUUCUUACCUUGGGUGGUGACGGGACCGUCCUUUUCACAUCCUGGCUCUUUCAGCGCGUCGUGCCUCCCGUGCUGAGCUUCAGCCUGGGUAGCCUGGGUUUCCUGACGAAUUUUGAUUUCCAAGGAUACAAGACCCAUCUCAAUGCUGUUAUGGGCGAUGUUGGGAUGCGCGUCAACCUGCGCAUGCGAUUUACAUGCACGGUGUUCCGUCGAGAUCGGAGAAAGGGAGCCGAGACCGGGGCGGUGGAGGAAGGCGAGCAGUUUGAAGUUCUGAACGAACUGGUGAUUGACCGGGGGCCUUCGCCAUAUGUUUCGAACCUUGAACUGUACGCUGAUGAUGAGCUGUUGACUGUUGUCCAAGCGGACGGUUGCAUCCUUGCAACGCCAACUGGCUCUACCGCUUACUCCCUUUCUGCGGGCGGCUCCUUGAUUCACCCAUCUAUUCCUGGCAUUCUCCUUACGCCCAUCUGUCCGCAUACUCUGUCAUUCCGACCGAUGGUCCUCUCCGAUACGCUCUCGCUCCGCAUUGCAGUCCCUGUGGCAUCCCGCUCUACGGCAUACUGCUCGUUCGACGGCAAGGGCCGCGUGGAGCUGCGUCAAGGCGAUUACGUCACUGUAGAAGCCAGUCAGUAUCCCUUCCCGACCGUCGUUUCCGGCAACGGGGAGUGGUUUUCGAGCGUACGACGCGCUCUACGGUGGAACACUCGCGGAGCCGUGCAGAAGGGAUGGGACGGCGUGGCAGACGGCGACACGGAAGCCGAUGCGGACGUGGACGAGGAAGAAGAGCACUGGGACAUUGAUACCGAUGCCGGAUUAACCAGCACCGACAGUGGAUUGGGACCUAGCGAGGACGGCGAUGCUGUCCCAACACCUGGUCUAAUAAUGAAACGACAAAUGAGCAUGUUGAACAUGUAG
Molecule: messenger RNA, 2043 nt
Organism: Monascus purpureus
Lineage: Eukaryota; Fungi; Ascomycota; Eurotiomycetes; Eurotiales; Aspergillaceae
Source: the annotation of a GenBank genome assembly